UCCAGAGCUUUUAUCGGUUGGCAGGCGAACAAAUUUGAAUCUGAAACUUUAGCCCAACCGUCACGUUGUGAGGGGCGCGCAAUAAAUCGAAAUUGAUCAAGUUUAGAGGCGUCUCCCCAAUUUUCUUUUCGAGUCAACCGAAAACGAGAGAAUGUCGUACAAGAAUAUCUAUUAUUCGGACAAAUACUACGACGACAAAUAUGAAUACAGGCAUGUUCAACUUCCAAAGGAUCUUGCCAAACUUGUACCGAAAAGUCAUCUAAUGACGGAGGCCGAGUGGAGAGGGCUUGGUGUCCAGCAAAGCCAAGGCUGGAUUCACUACAUGAUUCAUCAACCUGAGCCUCACAUUCUGUUGUUCCGACGCCCAAUCACCACACCCCCAAUGGAAGAAAAAGAAUCAUAAACGAACAAUCUUAAACUCCCUCCACUAAAAGCCAGCAAGUGCGAUUAAAAGUGUUGCUAUUGAUAAUUAUUUCUUUUUUGACGUUUUCUUCUUCGAUUCACCUUUUUCACUUCAUCUUCCCACUUCUGUCAUUUGUUCAACCUUCCCCGUCAUUCCCUUCAUGCUUAAAGAUGUCUUUUUUCAGGCUCUUUUUUUUAGGCUUCCCAAAAAGCUGUUUUUUUUUCUUUCUCAGUUUAGUUGAGUGUUAAUAGAGCCAGAGAACCUGUACAAUAUUCCGUAUGUACCGUAAUAAAAACCCAUGUUUCGCUGCUAACGCAGAAAGAAAA
Messenger RNA from Daphnia carinata, 729 nucleotides. RefSeq names its product cyclin-dependent kinases regulatory subunit-like. Bases 152 to 403 code for a protein of 83 amino acids. Lineage: Eukaryota; Metazoa; Arthropoda; Branchiopoda; Diplostraca; Daphniidae. Gene Ontology annotation, cellular component: SCF ubiquitin ligase complex; cyclin-dependent protein kinase holoenzyme complex. Gene Ontology annotation, molecular function: protein kinase binding; ubiquitin binding; histone binding. The transcript is spliced from 3 exons. The record is from RefSeq and is a predicted model, not a curated record. Gene Ontology annotation, biological process: regulation of mitotic cell cycle.